AUGGAGGAACCUCUCUGUAACCCCGCCUCCCCCGGAGGUGAGUUCGGGCGGGUGAACGGAGCGGACCCUGCUCAGACUCGGGACUUUCUGCUCCUCAUCCAGACCAAGACUCGCUGUGGAUCUGAGGAGUCCGACCAGUUCCAGCCCAGCUCCAGGAGAAAUGAUCCUGAGGGAGGAUCAGCUGCUGCUCUGUGGUUUGGAUCAGGACUGAAAGAACCAGAUCCUGGAUCCAAGCAGCUGAAAUGGUUGUCCUUUGUGGUGGUGCUGGUGGUGGUGGUGGGUGGGGAGGUGUUCAGCUUUAGAGAUCUAGUGAGGAGCUCCGUCAUCCGGGGAGAGGUUGGAGUGGAGCUGCUCCUUCACAUCGGGGCAGUUUCUGUACUGGGCUGCACCUCCAUAAACUGUAACAGGGUGCUAACGGAGGCCCAGGGGGAGUUCACGUCGCCCUGCUACCCCCAGAAAUACCCCAACUCCCAGAGCUGUAAGUGGACCAUGCAGGCCCCAACCGGCUUCAUCAUCCAGCUUUACUUCAUGGACUUCGAACUGGAGGAGGCGCCGGGCUGCAAGUAUGACUGGGUUGUGGUGAACGCCGGUAACACAGAAGCCAGGUUUUGUGGUUUGACGGCCAGCGGGAUGACCCUGAACUCGACUGGGAACGUGAUGGAGCUGUCCUUCACGUCAGACUUCAGCAUUCAGAAGAGGGGGUUCAGCGUUAGCUUCCAACACGUUGCCGUGGCGCUGAGGAACCAGAAGGUGAAGAUCUUGAACGGGGUCGGACAGACCACCCAGGUUGCCGGGAACGUUUCCAUCCCAUCACUUGGUGAAUUCACCGUCUGCUUCGAGGUGGAGCGCGUCGGCUACAGUCAGAAAGAGUGGCUCUUCACCUACUACGACAGCAGCUACAACGCGGCGCUGAGUUUGGGCUCCAGUCAGUCGGACAUGAAGAUGGUUGUUGGAGGCGUGGUCUGCUCUGUUGACUCCAUUAUCUCUGCUGCGGACUUCACGUCCUCCAUGAGGUCCUUCUGCGUCCUCUGGAAGUCCUCCAACGGCUCCGUGGCCGUCUACUUCGACCGGAUCUACAGGCAGAGUACAUGCUCACCCUCCAGUAAUCAGACUGUGCCGGCUGGAGGAAUCUUCCAGUUAGGAGGGCAGCAGAGCUUCAUGGGGAACAUGUACAACCUGCGGCUGUGGGACCGGGCCAUGACGCUGCCGGAGCUCGACACGCUGACCUGCGACGUCGUGGGCAACGUCAUCGACUGGGACAGCGGCUACUGGACCAUCCCGUCCUCCCUGGCCCAGACCGACAGUACGCUGAGCUGCAUUUGCUUCCCUUAUUGCUUUCACUUAACCGCUGCUGCACCGUGUGGGGGAAGUAAUCUUAAGUCCGGGGGUGGGGUGGGGGGUGGGGGGUGUUCAGCUGUUUCCUCCCCCAUCACCUCAUCCCCCGACUCCACUAACACCAGCCAUGAUACUAAUGCCAUCACUCACGCUAACGGCCCCGCCCUCAGCAGCCCUGCUCCGCCUUCACCUGCUCACGUGUCUUCAGCCAGCAGCUCACCUCAUGUUAAAUCAUCAUCUUGUCUUCCUUCUCAUCAUCUUUUAACCACCUUCCUUCUUCUAGUUCCUCCAGCUGUUUUUUCUCUACCAACCCUUCCAGGAACGACUCCUCAGCAGCCAUUUUUAACCCUAAACCAACCGACGACUAACAUAGAUGAUACUGCCUCCUCCCGGGAGGGACGCUUCUACGGGCUGUUCCUGGUGGUGGAGUCGGAGCUGAGUCAGCAGGCGGUGGAGCGCGCCGUGGCCCUCUGGCUGAACCAGACCUUCCAGGACUGGACCUGGACUGUGGAUCAUCUCAGGCUGGACCUGGAUGGAAGCUCCAACAGUUACAGCUGCCAGGUUCUGCUGCUGAUCCGCAGCAGGACCGAGGCCGGCGUGUUGGACCGGCUGCUCAGCAGGGUCGGGCUCGUCGGUACCGGACUGCAGGUCCAACCCAACAGCCUUUACGUCCGAUUAGUAGAAAACUGUCCCGAGGAGCAGCUUAUUUAUUUCCUCUGGCCUGAGACCCGACCCAGAGUCACUCAGAACCUGCCCUGCUUCCCCAACAAGGACCACAGCGCCUCCAGGACCUGUUUGAUUAAUCCAGUAAACUAUAACUCCUACUGGUCGAAUGCAAAUGUCACCAACUGCACAGUCACAGCCGAAAAUGCAGUUGGUGUCGCGGAGCAGCUCGCUAACUUCACCAAGAACAUCCUCUCCAAUGAAGAGGUGUCUCAUGUGGUGACAAAGGUGCAAGAGCUGGUGAACGUGGCCAAGAUCGACACAGCGGUUGCUGAGACCGUGGUCCACAUCAUCUCCAACGUCAUGAUCAGCGCCGACAAGCCGUCGGUGCACGCCUCCAACAAAGCUCUGAAGGCUGUAGAGGAACUGGCUCAGAAGGUGGAGUUUGAAGGUCAGUCCAUCAACAUCACCUCCAAAAACUUGGCUUUGGGGAUACUGACCUUCAACGUCUCCACUUUCAACGGUACAUCCUUCAGCGCCUUCCUCCAUCCCAACUCCACCAACCCCAAGGUUGAGUUUGAGCUAACAGCUAACCCGUUAGCUCAGGUGACGCUCCCCGGCUCGCUGCUGUCCGGCGUCUCUCUGAGCGACGUGGACAGGUGGUCUCUGUCCAGGAUCAACUUCGUGUUCUUCAGCAGCACCAGCUUGUUCCAGACCGAGCAGGACAGCUUGUCUCUGAACAGCUACGUGGUGGCGAGCAGCGUCGGGAACAUUUCCAUCAAAGACCUGAAGGAUCCGGUGAAGAUCGAGAUCUCCCACCUGCAGGGAAAGGUCCCGUCCAAGAGGAAGUGCGUGUUCUGGGACUUCACCAUGAACGAGGGCGACGGAGGCUGGAACGAGCACGGCUGCAGCGUGUCCAAAGAGUCCAGCAGCAACAAGACGGUCUGUCUCUGUGACCACCUCACGCACUUUGGCGUCCUCAUGGACGUUUCUCAGACGUCGUCUCGGAUCGAUCCGAAGAACAACCAGGUCCUGACCUUCCUCUCCUACAUCGGCUGCGGCGUGUCGGCCAUCUGCUGCGCCGCCACGCUGCUCACCUACAUCGCCUUCGAGAACCUGCGGCGCGACUACCCGUCGAAGAUCCUGAUGAACCUGAGCGCGUCGCUGCUCUUCCUCAACAUGGUGUUCCUGCUGGACGGCUGGUUGGCCAACCUGAACCGGAGCGAGGGGCUGUGCGUGUCGGCGGCCGUCCUCCUGCACUACUUCCUGCUCACCUCCUUCACCUGGAUGGGCCUGGAGUCCGUGCACAUGUACAUCGCUCUGGUGAAAGUCUUCAACACCUACAUACGCAGAUACAUCCUCAAGUUCUGCGCCGUGGGCUGGGGUCUUCCUGCGGUUCUGGUCGGGAUCAUCGUCGCUGUGAACAAAAACUUUUACGGCGUUCUGGAGAGCAGCGAAGACGAGUCCACCAGGAUGUGUUGGAUCAAGGACCGGAGCGUCUUCUACUCCACCUGCGUCGGUUACUUCUGCCUGGUGUUCCUGCUCAACGUGGCCAUGUUCAUCGUGGUUAUGAUGCAGAUCUGCGGCCGCAACGGCAAACGCAGCAACCGCACGCUGCGGGAGGAGGUGCUCAGGAACCUGCGGAGCGUGGUCAGCCUCACCUUCCUGCUCGGCAUGACGUGGGGCUUCGCUCUGUUCGCCUGGGGGCCCGUGUACCUCACGUUCACCUACCUGUUCACCAUCUUCAACUCCCUGCAAGGUCUCUUCAUAUUUGUCUUCCACUGCGCGCUGAAGGAAAACGUCCAGAAGCAGUGGAGGCGGAGCCUCUGCUGCGGCCCCUACAGGCUCUCGGAUAACUCAGACUGGAGCAAAACGGCCACCAACACCAAGAAGGUGAGCUCAGAACACCUGAACAAGUCCCUGUCCUCCAGCAAGUCCCUGUCCUCCAGCUCCUUCAGCUCCAGCAGCAACUGGACCGCCAAGGCUAAAGCUACGCUAACACCUUUCUCCAAACGCCUCCGGAACACAGAUAAAAGUUUCACCGACCAGAACAACCCAGCCUGCUCCUCCUCCUCCGACACGGAGCCUCCCCCCUCCUCCUCCUCCUCCUCCUCCUCCUCCAUCCUCCCCGUCAGCCAGAUGAUCAACAAGGUCAAAGGUUACUGCUCCACGCGCACCGACAACUUCUACAAGAACAUCAUCAUGUCGGACAGCUUCUCCAACUGCACCAGGCUCUGA
Nematolebias whitei (Rio pearlfish) is the source of this 4236-nucleotide messenger RNA. RefSeq names its product adhesion G protein-coupled receptor G6 (gene adgrg6). The record is from RefSeq and is a predicted model, not a curated record. The transcript is spliced from 32 exons. Gene Ontology annotation, molecular function: laminin binding; G protein-coupled receptor activity. Gene Ontology annotation, biological process: heart trabecula formation; adenylate cyclase-activating G protein-coupled receptor signaling pathway; myelination in peripheral nervous system. Gene Ontology annotation, cellular component: membrane. NCBI's taxonomy places the organism in Eukaryota, Metazoa, Chordata, Actinopteri, Cyprinodontiformes, Rivulidae. Bases 1 to 4236 code for a protein of 1411 amino acids.